Kogia breviceps (pygmy sperm whale) is the source of this 557-nucleotide messenger RNA. It is a transcript of the gene ZNHIT3, whose product is annotated as zinc finger HIT-type containing 3. Gene Ontology annotation, cellular component: nucleus; pre-snoRNP complex. Gene Ontology annotation, molecular function: protein binding. Gene Ontology annotation, biological process: box C/D snoRNP assembly; maturation of LSU-rRNA from tricistronic rRNA transcript (SSU-rRNA, 5.8S rRNA, LSU-rRNA); snoRNA localization. The record is from RefSeq and is a predicted model, not a curated record. NCBI's taxonomy places the organism in Eukaryota, Metazoa, Chordata, Mammalia, Artiodactyla, Physeteridae.
GGCGUGCACGUGGGACCUGCGGCGAGAGGCCUGGGCGCCGGGGAGCGAGCGCGUCCUGGGAGAGAGUAUGGCGUCGCUCAAUUGCAGCACUGCUGUCUGCGUUAUCUGUUUGGAGAAACCCAAAUACCGCUGCCCCGCCUGCCGUGUGCCCUACUGCUCGUUGACCUGCUUCCGGGAGCACAAAGAGCAGUGCAACCCUGAAACUCGUCCUGUCGAGAAAGAAAUAAUAUCGCAUCUUACUGCAAAAACUAAAAAGCCCGUGGAAAACACAGAUGAUGACGAUGACUCUGUAGCUGAUUUUCUCAAUAGUGAUGAGGAGGAGGACCGAGUUUCUUUGCAGAAUUUAAAGAAUUUAGGGGAGUCUGCAGCGCUGAGAAGCUUACUGCUCAGUCCACACCUUAGACAGUUGAUGGUCAGCCUCGAUCAGGCAGACGACAAGGCAAAGCUCAUGCGAGCCUGCAUGCAGGAGCCUUUGUUUUUGGAGUUUGCUGACUGCUGUUUAAGGAUCGUGGAACCGUCCCCGAACGAGGAUUCUUAAGGUGGAUUAUUUUGCUGCC